This is a messenger RNA of Penicillium alfredii, 666 nucleotides long. Its product is annotated as NUDIX hydrolase. The transcript has a single exon. Bases 1 to 666 code for a protein of 221 amino acids. Lineage: Eukaryota; Fungi; Ascomycota; Eurotiomycetes; Eurotiales; Aspergillaceae. The record is from RefSeq and is a predicted model, not a curated record.
AUGGGCUUCCUAGCCAUUCCAUUCGAAGAAGUCGAUGUCCCUUUUGCCAACCUUCAAAUCACCCUUCAAGCGAAACAGCUCUAUAUCCAGUCAUUUUCCGCCAGUACGACUAUAUUCUGUCGUGACACAUGUGAUCCCUCCAACCUCUAUGUUCUCCUAUGCCAGCGUGCAUAUUGGGACGAUACAUUGGGAAAGGCCAACUCGUGGGGCGGAACUUGGGAGACACCCGGAGGAAGUCACGAACUUGAUGAAAACAUACUCGCCACUGCGAUUCGCGAGACUGAAGAGGAGACCAAAUUGCGUGUAUCACAUGUCUCUAACCACGUGUAUUUGAACCUCUUCAACCACAAAAACGUUCUAAUGGCCAGAUGCACCUUCCAUGCGGACGUCUAUGAAGAGCUACAGCCCCAGAGAACAUGGUGCGAUGAACAGCAGUGUGCGGUCGGCCCGAAAGACGGCGUCAUCAUGUUGAUUCCGGGUGAGCAUAUGGAUUUCUGCUGGGCUACAGAGGCACAAGUCCGGGAUUCUCUUCCAUACAAGGCAGAAAAUCCUCACAAAGGGCUUGUCAUUCUUGACAACAAGAAGGAGAUCAUCCUUGAUGUUUUUGAGCGACUGAGGAGUUCCCAAAUUGAUAUGAUUGAACUUCCUGACAACGGUCGGAGAUAG